This is a messenger RNA of Biomphalaria glabrata, 1257 nucleotides long. Its product is annotated as glyoxalase domain-containing protein 4-like. The record is from RefSeq and is a predicted model, not a curated record. The transcript is spliced from 10 exons. Bases 223 to 1107 code for a protein of 294 amino acids. Lineage: Eukaryota; Metazoa; Mollusca; Gastropoda; Planorbidae.
AAGUUGUUGGUCACAAGUUUUGAACGUUUAUCGAAAUUCACAAAUUAGGUCGUGACGAUCAAAACAAAUACAAGAAUAGAUAGAAUAAUAUAGUAGAUCUAGAUCUAGAUCUAUCUAGAUUCUAGAUUUCUAAUCUAGAUGUUACACAUUCUAGAAUUAUAGUGUGUUACAGUUACUAGAUCUAGAUUUAAAUACUCUAGUCUAGGUCUAGAUAUUUCUAGCAUGGUGACUAAAAGAGCUCUCCAUUUUGUGUUCAAAGUUGGAAACCGUUCCGAUACAGUACAUUUUUUCCGUAGUAUUCUUGGCAUGAAGUUUCUCCGCCACGAAGAAUUUGAAGAAGGUUGUAAAGCAUCAUGCAAUGGGCCUUAUUUUGGAAAAUGGAGUAAAUCUAUGGUAGGCUAUGGCCCAGAAGAUAAUCAUUUUGUGGUUGAGCUAACAUAUAAUUAUGGCAUUGGAAGUUACAGACUGGGAAAUGAUUUUCUGGGCAUCACAAUUCAUUCAGAGACUAUUGUAGAAACUGCUAAGAAUGUAGGAUAUCCUGUGGUGGAAGAAGAUGGAUUUUAUAUUUUAGCUUCCCCUGAUGGCUACAUAUUUAAAAUAGUAAAUCAGCCAACACAAGGAGAUCCAGUAAAAAAAGUAUCUUUAUCAACAUCAAACCUGAAAAAGUCGCUAGAUUAUUGGACACGUCUGUGUGGAAUGCAAAUAUUUAGUAAAGAAAGUCAUUCAGUAACUCUUGGAUAUGAUGAAUCACAAUGUAAACUUGAACUGAUUGAUGUUGGAGAAAAUGUGGAUCAUGCAACAGCAUUUGGACGAAUAGCCUUUUCUUGUCCUGGUGAUGAGUUACCUAUGAUAGAAAAAAGCAUGAUGUCAGAAAAUCAGACUAUUCUUAAACCUUUGGUUAGUUUAGAUACACCUGGAAAAGCAAGUGUACAAGUUGUAAUUUUAGCAGAUCCAGAUGGUCAUGAAAUUUGUUUUGUUGGAGAUGAAGCAUUUAGAGAAUUAUCACAGUUGGAUCCUAAGGCAGAUGAUUUAUUAAAUGAGGCAAUUACAGCUGACAAAAGUAAUGAAUGGUUUGCAAGAAAAGGCAAAUCAAAAAACUCUGGAUAAUAGUCAUGGCAAUGUACAUGUAUUAACAACUCGUCUUCUUCUUGGAGCAUUAAUAAUUUGAUUGAAGUAAAUGAUACAUUGGUCUUAAUAUAGUAAAGUGCACAUUGGUGUAUAAGGAAUAAAUAAAAGAAUAUUGAUUGUAUGUCUCAA